This is a messenger RNA of Uloborus diversus, 4150 nucleotides long. RefSeq names its product transcription factor Sox-10-like. Lineage: Eukaryota; Metazoa; Arthropoda; Arachnida; Araneae; Uloboridae. The transcript is spliced from 2 exons. Gene Ontology annotation, molecular function: DNA-binding transcription factor activity, RNA polymerase II-specific; RNA polymerase II cis-regulatory region sequence-specific DNA binding. The coding region runs from base 38 to 1846 and encodes 602 amino acids. The record is from RefSeq and is a predicted model, not a curated record. Gene Ontology annotation, biological process: anatomical structure morphogenesis; regulation of DNA-templated transcription; cell differentiation.
CAGCGGCGUACCGUACCGAGGUACCGAAGACUGGGGUAUGGUGUACCCCCACUAUCCGUACAAGUAUGACUCUUACCCCGAAGAAGGGGCGGCGCCCUGGAAUGAGGGCGGCGGCACGAGCGACGAGAGCGUGCCGCCCCCGGCCGACGAGGAGCCCAGCUCGCCCCCGGCCCGGGGCGGCCGGGCGGGAGGCGGCGGCAAGGCGACCGGCCCGGCCGGGGAGCCGCGCAUCCGCCGUCCUAUGAACGCCUUCAUGGUGUGGGCGAAGAGCGAGCGCAAGAGGCUGGCAGACGAGAAUCCCGACAUGCACAACGCCGAUCUCAGCAAACUUCUCGGAAAACGAUGGCGAGCCUUAACUCCAGUGGAAAGACAGCCGUAUGUACAGGAAGCCGAGCGCCUUCGACAGCAGCACCAGAAGGACUACCCUCAUUACAAAUAUCGGCCGCGCAGGAGGAAAAGCACAAAACGGGGGAGCAACGUUGGCUCGGCCAAGGGCAGCGCAACUCCACCAGUUCCCCAAGCAUCAGGAGCAACUUUGCCGACAUCUCCCAGCACGAUAUACACCAACGGAUUCAAUUCAUCUUAUGGUACUCCUCCGCCCAUGUCAUACAACCCUCAGCAAUCCAUGUGCAACACCAGUAACCAAAACCGCAUGGGCUACCAUGGACAACAAUUAAAUUGUGAUUUUUACGGUGUUCAAACUCCGGACUGUUCUCCUAAUGGCAGCCCAGACAACGACGGGCUACUGAAAUUUCCAAAAAAAGAAUUGCCCGUUGGAAUGGAUUAUGCUCAGGAGAAGAACAGUCAUCGAAUGGAUGGAACUAUCAGAGGACUUCCCACUCCCGAUAUGUCCCCACCUCAGAGUGAACAGGAGACUUGUAACCGUCUACAGAGAAGAGAUCUCAACCAGCCUAAGGGUUCCAACAGCACGUUAAUCCAGCUGAUCUCACAAUUCGGUGGAACUUCGAAUUACCUAAGAGAUAUUAGGCCCCCUUAUAGGGUACCAAUGAGGGUCGCCGCGUCCACCUUACAAGCUUUAUCGGCAGCUUCGGGAAAUCCGAUAUAUACGUUUUCUGAAUGUGGUCCGCAUACCAUGAGUUCUGUAUCAUCAAUGGAAAAUCAGCGACGUGAUUUGUAUUCUUCAUCGCCGAUGUCGCCUGUCAACAACAGUCCUUCAAUGUCAGAAAGGAAUAGUCCUUUCCCAACGACUAGCCAUCUCUACAGUGCCUUACAAAAUCGAUCGCCAAGCUAUAGGCAUUUGAACUACAAUCAAUGUUCCGGUGAAUCGGACACCUUUUCAAAUCAGCAACAGCCCCGAACGCAAAUCAAGGUUGAAAUUGAUGAUGGCAGUUCUGAUCCAGAACAGCAGUUCCAGUUCAUUCCAUCAUAUGCCUCAUCUGUUUCCUAUUCCAAUGCCUCUGCAUCACCGAAUUACGCAUACGUUACCGAGUCUUUCUCUCACCAAAACAAUUGUACAGAACAAAAUGGCACAUUUUCCGUGAACAAAGCCGCUAAUUUUAAUGCCACAUCCGAUGCCACUUUUGCUCCAGAACUCUUUGGUGACAUUGAUGGUAAGGAACUAGAUCGUUACCUCACAGGAGCCUCUUCAUUUCCUACCCAGAAUGGCACAGAAGCCACUAACUUUGGAGCUCACCGAAUACGUAUUCCAGUCACUGCCCAAAGGCCUGCCGAAGAUUCUAGGUUCGGGGCACACGUUCAGGACUUUCAAAAGCCAGUUUUUGCAGCCCCUUUCUCUGAUGGACAUAAUAAAAUGAAUCUUCCUGGAGAAGAGGAAGGAGAUACCAUGAGUGAAGCUUUUGCAGCUCUAAGGUCAAUAAUGAGUUAACGUAUUCAAAGAUGUAUUCCAUCCAUAAAGUUUUGCUUCAGACUAUCAACUUCUUACAACUUCACAAGAUGUAUCUAAAAGGAAAACAAAUUGUUGCUGGCCAAUCAAAAAGAGCUUCUUUUCUCAACAAUUAAAAUAUGUUAAAGUAAGACUCAUAUUAGAUGAGAAGUUGAAAAAAAAGAUGAAAAGCUUUGAGCGAAAUUAGUACUUGAAAUGAAAUUAGUACUUGAUUGCCUAAAUGUAUUUAGGCGAAAGCUAGACUAAGUGUAACAUCAAUAGUUGCAAAAGGGCGCUGAAACCAUGCCGAGCAUGUCCCUUUUUAAUAUGAAACACAGAAGAACGAAAAACGUAGUAAAACCGGGAUACAUUUAAAAAGAAAAAACUAAAUUUUCUUAUUAGGAAAUUUCAAUAUACAAUCAAAAUUCUAUUGCACUGAAAUUCAAUCUCCGUUGACUCUGAAAAUCGUGCCAGUUCGAGACAUCUUUUCAUCUCACACUGUUGUGGCCAAGCAAGCAAACGAUCAAACUCAUCGCAUGUAGAUCAAAGCAUUUUUGUAAAUUGCUACUUAGUGGGGAGAGAGAGAACGAAAGUAAGCUAAUUUUUAGCAAGACGCACAGUGCUGUAAUCAACUUUUAUUUGUUGCGUUCUCAAUUUAAUCAGAAUUUUGAACUUUUUGUGGACAUUUGAAACAACGUCUUCCAUUCUUUUUCGAAAACUGAAUUCUUCCUUUUGUGUUAGUGUGUCAACAAAGAUAUCCUGAAGAUUGUUUUGGUCAUACUUACCUAUAAGAGCUUCUAUUGCAAAUGUCAGUAAUAUGUGAUUGUCCAGCGCAAAGAAGGACUCAUGUGAAGAGAACGAUGUACUUGGUAUAUUCCUGUCGAAUUUCGGUGAUAAAAAUACUAGUUAGUUCUGCACACAUUCUCCUUUUAAUAAAAGGAGUAGAAAUUACUCUAGAACAGGGGUUCCCAAACUGGGUGCCGCAGCUAAAGACGAAAGGUGCCGCGGCCGCGAAAUGUCCAUGAUAUCAAUAUAUGUAAUGUAACAGAGAUAGAAUAGGAUGCCGUGAGAAAAUGCUAAUUUUUAAAGGGUGUCACAAAUCGUAGAAGUUUGGGAACCCCUACUCUAGAUAGCAUAGAGCGGACGUUGGGACAUUUUCGAAGUCGGGGAGGCAAGAUUUUUUUACUGGUAAAAUUAUUUUGUUGCUAUUUAAAGUUAUUUUACCAAGUACAAAUUAUUUUGACUAAAUAAAUACUUGCUUUUAAAAUUAAUUUUCAAGCAAAUAAAUUUACCAAAAAAAAAAAAAGCUUAAGGCAUUUUUAAAUAUAUACUUAGUCAAUUUUAUAACUUUUUUACUAUGUCAUUUCCCAAUGUUUUUGUUUGGAAACAUGGUCCUCCUGCUUUCUUUGCUCAUGCUAGAAUUUUGAGAGAAAAAUCUGUUUACUUUUGAACCACGCUGUAUUUCUGUGAAGAAAUAUUAUUUUACUUUCAAACCUCGUGCUAUUUCGAAAAAGAAUAAUCUUCAAAACAGAAUCUUAAACUGUUUGAGAUAUUAAAAGUAAAUUAUUUCAGUUGUUAUCAAUUUCCAUCUUUUUUGUUUUUUUGUAAAGCUCCUAUAAAUAUUAAAGUGAAAGACAUUUCUAUUUCCGAAAUCUUAUGAGUGUUCUAGGGUUGAUAACUGUGCAGGCGAUCUAUCUGUGUAAUUAGUCGGUUUGUUCCCAGAUGGUACGCCGAGAAGGUGUAGGGAAUAAUUUCAGACGCUGUCAAACGAAAACUAAAUACACGCAUAGAUUGCUUUUAACUAACCAUUCCCAGGUGAUAUUGUGAAAACUAAAGUUUCCAUGAGUGCAAUUAAUGACAAAGUAUUCAAUCUUAAAAAAAAAUUAAUUCAGCAUUCCACGUGAAUUCUAUGACAAUUGUGAUAUGUUUGAACAGUUAUGUUGGUAUUCUUUCAAUUGCGAAAAAGAACUGAUGACGUGAAAAGGAAGAUGUGAUACAUGACGUCAUUUGAAACGCAGAAUUGUCUCCACUUGAGGAGAAAUUUAAAGCUACUCCAGAAAACACACAUCAUGUGCCUUUUUUCUCAUGAAAAAUUUGCAAUUUACAUGUACAAACAAUCAUCGUUUUUGAAAUCAGUAUUGUUCGUUUAUAAAUAUGUUUCUAUUUAGAGUUUGUUACCUUGAAGAAGAGAAGAUAUUUUUAUAUUAUAGUAUUAAAAAGAAACCCAGUGAUUUACUUUUUUCCGUUUUGUGGAAAAAAAACUCCCAUGCAGAGUAAUUUGUAUGUAUAAAGUAUUUGUUGCAGAGU